Numida meleagris (helmeted guineafowl) is the source of this 1293-nucleotide messenger RNA. Its product is annotated as retinol dehydrogenase 12-like. The transcript is spliced from 7 exons. Lineage: Eukaryota; Metazoa; Chordata; Aves; Galliformes; Numididae. The coding region runs from base 191 to 1162 and encodes 323 amino acids. The record is from RefSeq and is a predicted model, not a curated record.
CCAGGGUGCCCUGUGGGACAAGGUGUGCUCAGCCUGCUCAGCCUGCUCAACCUGCUCUCCUGCCCACACUGUCCCUCUCUGGUGCGCUUUCUGGGGCCAGGCCGCCGCUGCCCGUCCCUGCUCUGCGCUCCAGCAGCUGGUGGAGCUGCCAGCCGCUCCUCGGUGCCUCAGCUGCCCCCCAGCCGCAGCCAUGGAGCUGCUGAGCUUCUGCAGCCACCCGCUCUGGUUCGUGCUGGCGUUGCUGCUGGCGAUGCUCCUCUGGGCCAGAAGGAGACGUGCCUGGGACCCACGCAAGUGUCCCACUGACCUGACCGGCAAGACGGUCAUCGUCACCGGAGCCAACAGCGGGAUUGGGAAGCACGUGGCCCUGGACCUGGCCCGCAGGAACGCCCGCACCAUCCUGGCGUGCCGGAGCCGGGAGCGGGGCCAGGCGGCGGUGGAGGAGAUCCGGGCGGCCACCGGCAACCCCAACGUGGUGCUGCGCCUGCUGGACACCAGCUCGCUGGCCUCGGUGCGUGCCUUUGCCAGGGAGGUGCUGCGGGAGGAGAAGCGUCUGGACGUGCUGGUGAACAACGCUGGCCUCACCGGGCUGCCCUUCGCCCUCACGCCCGAGGGGCUGGAGCGGACCUUCGCCACCAACUACCUGGGCCCGUUCCUGCUCACCAACCUGCUGCUGGACCUGAUGAAGGCGUCGGCGCCCGCCCGCAUCGUCACCGUCUCGUCCUUCCGGCACAGCGCGGGCACCGCUGACACCCGCUACCUCACCGGGCAGGCGCGGCCCGGAGGCUUCGACCCCAUCUACAACAGCACCAAGCUGAUGAACGUCCUCUUCAGCACUGAGCUGGCGCAGCGCCUGCAGGGCACGGGGGUGACCGCCAACAGCCUGAACCCCGGCGUGGUGAGCACCAGCAUCAUGCGCAACUUCAGCUGGGCGGUGCGCGGCCUCUUCCUCCUCAUCCACCCCUUCAUCAAGACGGCGGAGCAGGGGGCCGUCAGCACCAUUUACUGCGCCGUCUCGGAGGAGGUCUCGGGCAUCUCGGGGAAGUACUUUGACAGCGAUUGCAGCCUCACGCUGCCCUCAGCAGCCGCCCGUGAUGCUGGGCUGGCCCGCAAGCUCUGGGAGGAGUCGGAGCGGCUCACGGGGCUGAGCCCCCAGCGCUGAGCCCCAUAGGGUGGGGGGCCCGAGACCCCUCUGUGGUAGGACGUGGGGCGCAGCCGCGAUGAGGCAGAGACGGAGCGAGCGCCCGCGGUGUAAGUGCUUUAUUAAAGGCCUCGGUGUGGGUGCUACUCCCA